Molecule: messenger RNA, 2589 nt
Organism: Mycena indigotica
Lineage: Eukaryota; Fungi; Basidiomycota; Agaricomycetes; Agaricales; Mycenaceae
Product: AdoMet-dependent rRNA methyltransferase SPB1
Exons: 10
Coding region: 1-2589 (862 amino acids)
Biological process (GO): maturation of 5.8S rRNA from tricistronic rRNA transcript (SSU-rRNA, 5.8S rRNA, LSU-rRNA); maturation of LSU-rRNA from tricistronic rRNA transcript (SSU-rRNA, 5.8S rRNA, LSU-rRNA); rRNA methylation
Cellular component (GO): preribosome, large subunit precursor; nucleolus; nucleus
Molecular function (GO): rRNA (guanine) methyltransferase activity; rRNA (uridine-2'-O-ribose)-methyltransferase activity
Source: RefSeq, a predicted model, not a curated record
AUGGGCAAAGCUCAGAAAAAGACUGGCAAGGGCCGUCUAGACAAAUUCUACAAACUAGCCAAGGAGCAGGGUUAUCGGGCUCGUUCUGCAUUCAAACUUAUUCAACUAAACAAAAAAUACUCCUUCCUUGAAUCUGCGAGAUGUUGUAUCGAUCUCUGUGCUGCGCCAGGAGGUUGGCUCCAAGUUGCUAGCAAAUAUAUGCCCCAAAACAGUGUCAUUGUUGGCGUUGAUCUUGUGCCAAUCAAACCCAUUCCUCGCGUCGUUACAUUUGCCUCUGACAUUACUACUCCUCAAUGUCGCCAGCUUAUUCGUCAGGAACUCAAGGAUUGGCGGGCGGACGUUGUUCUUCACGAUGGUGCACCAAAUGUUGGUACCGCUUGGAUCCAGGAUGCAUACGCCCAAUCCGAACUCGUGCUUAUGAGCUUGAAACUGGCUGUCGAAUUUCUCGUCAAAGGCGGAACUUUCAUCACCAAGGUCUUCCGUAGCGCCGACUACAACAACCUCAUGUGGGUCUUCAACCAACUUUUCUCCAAGGUGGAAGCUACCAAGCCUCCCUCUUCCAGGAAUGUUUCUGCUGAAAUUUUCGUCGUUUGUCGCGAUUUUUUGGCGCCGAAGCACCUGGAUCCAAAGUUCCUUGACCCGAAACACGUUUUCAAGGAUCUUUCCGCCUCUAUCUCUGGAACCGACAAGGGAGCUUCAGCCAACAAUGCACAAGCCAAUGUCUUCCAGCCAGAGAAAAAGCGACGCAAGCGUGAUGGUUACGACGAAGGCGACUAUACGCUAUUCAAAAAGGUCCCUGUUGCCGAUUUUGUGCGAAGUUCAGACCCAAUCUCUGUGCUUGGUGGAGUCAACCAGAUGACAUUUUCCACGGAGGAGGAGAAAGAGUGGUUGAAGCUUGACAUCACGACUGGAGAUGUUGUAGCGAAUUUCCAUGAUUUGAAAGUCCUAGGAAAGGGUGAUUUCAAGUUGCUAACAAGGUGGCGGCUAGCCCUUCGAGAAGAGCUUGGAAUCGACAACAAAUCGAAACACGUUGAAGAUGCAACCGAAACAGUCGAGGUUGUCGAAGAAGUCGACGAGGAACAGCAAAUUGAAGAAGAGCUCGAACGUCUCAAUACUGAAGCAGCUGCGCGAGCCAAGCGCGAACGACGUCGGGCAAACGAGAUCAAGACACGUACAAUUCAACGGAUGCAGCUGCAAAUGACAGCGCCAUUGGAUAUCGGCCUCGAGCAACAAGACUUGUCUUUGGGAGGCCAAGGAGACUUCUUUGACCUGGGUGGCGCAGAGAAAGGCUUACGGAAACGAGGGGGAGUCUCUGCGCUCGGUGACCGCUCUGAUGCUGAGAGCUCUGACGAAGAAAACUCCGACGACAAUGACAAUGAUUCUGUUCUGGACUCGGACGAGGAGAGACAGCGUAAAGUGGACGGGUUGGAACAAGAGAUGGAUGGGUUGUACGAGGCAUAUCGCGACCGACUUCGUGAACGCGAUGCCAAAUUCAAAGUGAAGGAGUCCCGCGAAAAAAAUGCUGAGCGUGAGGAAUGGCGAGGCAUCAAUGGUCAAGAACCCAUCGACGUGGACUCUGACAGUGAAGAGGAGGAUGGUGGCUGGGAUGAGAUGGAGGCUGCAAAAGAUGACGAUCAUGAUGGCUCUUCCUCCGAGGACAGCGAUGACGAUGAACCCCGGCCAAAUCUUAAGCGACAGCAGCCAGACACCGCCGUUCCCACAAAAGCAGCAAAGCGCCCCAAACUAGUAAACGAUCUCCGUGAACCAAAAACUUCAAGUCAAGCUGCCAAGUUAUGGUUCAGCCAAGACAUUUUCAACGGUCUUGAUGUCGAUAUCGAAGAAGACAAUAUUUCGGCGGAGGAAAGCGGCAAUGAAAAUGAUUGGGCAGAGACGGCCGAAGCUUCGGAUGACCAGGACGAUUUCGAAAUUGUUAAAGCAACCGAGGAAGAGGACGUAGACAUGUGGGAUGUCGAAGACCAAGACCAAGAUCAAAUAAAGAAAGACAAGAUUGACAGGCAUGGGCUUACCACAGCGGAGGCUGUAACUUUGGCCCAACAACUUGUCAACCGGCAGAAGACGAAAACCCAAUUGAUCAAUGACGGCUUCAAUCGCUAUUCGCUCAACUCGAAGGAAGGAUUGCCACAGUGGUUCCUCGAUGAAGAAGCCAAACACUAUAAACCUAACAUUCCGAUAACGAAAGAAGCUGUUGCCGCGCUUCGUGCCAAACAGCGUGCGCUGGACGCUCGCCCGAUCAAGAAGGUCGCCGAGGCAAAGGCUCGGAAAAAGUUCAAGGCGGCCCAAAAACUCGAGAAGGCAAUGAAGAAAGCCGAGGGUGUGAAUGCAACCACUGACAUGUCGGAGAGAGAGAAGGCGCAGCAAAUAGAGAAAGUGAUGCGCAAAGGGUUGUCGUCAGGAAAGAAGGCCAAGAAGGACAUCAAGGUGGUGGUGGCUAAGGGGGCUCACAAGGGCAUCCAGGGUCGUCCCAAGGGAGUCAAAGGAAGGUACACCAUGGUGGAUGCACGAAUGAGAAAAGAGGUCCGCGCGAAGAAGAGAGUCGAGAAAGCCAACAAAAAGCGUCGACGGUCAUGA